UGACUUCUCCCACCAGGCAGCGACGACUAUACACCAUACCGUCCGCGGGCACUGCAGAUCGGCACGGCUGAACUGCAGCGCGAGCUGGAGGAGCGUCGGGCCAGCGAGGACCUCGGGUCGCGGAGACGGAGGAGGCGGAAAAAGACCGGGAGCUGCGCAGACACGCAAACUUCUCCCCGCGGCCUUCUUGGACUGGAGCCAAGCUUGCCUGGUUUCCCCCGGGGCCGUAGGCGACCCGAGGAUGAGGAGCAGGAGGAAGAGGAGGAGGGGGAGGGGAGGGAGGGGAGGAGGAGGAGGAGGAAAAGGGCGAAGAACGAAGAAAGAGAACGAAACGGCUAGAGGCAUUGCACGCUGCACGUCUGGGAUGAGCGGGCGACGCCGCGGAUGGAGCAGCGGGCCCCCCGACAUCAGAACGGGAGCGGCUGCCGGCCGCACAAGAAAAGCGCGCCUGUGCACGUGCACCUGCUGACGCGCCAUGGCCGGCGGCGCCUCGCACCGCAGAGGGCCAGCGCAGAAGGGACAGACGAGCGGCGGGUGAUCUUUUCAGGCCCUAGAGGUGUUCAUACGGUGGCGCUGGACGCGCGGAACUCCAGCUGUGCGCUGGCAAGAGGGAUUAGCCACGGCAACCCAGGUGCAACCGAGGUGCAAAAGGCGACUAAAGAACUAAAGAACUGUGGGGCCCGGCUGCAGACCGCGUCCGGUGUGUCGGGCACGGGCAGGCCAGGAGAGUACAGCACGGGGCCCAGCCAUACACACCACCACCACAGCCCCUGACCCCUCCCCUCUGCCGGGAAAGAGGGGAGGAGGAGGAGGAGGGCAGAGGAGGAGGAAGAGGAGGGAGGAGGAAGAGGAGGAAGGAGGAGAGAGGAAGAGGAAUAGGAGGGAGGAGGAAUCGACGUGGUGGUGGUGUAUAUUCUUGGGGCCCGCGGGCAGGCAGGGAAGCAGAGACGAAGGGCGCACACCCGUCUGGUCGGGACCUCUUGCGCUGCCGCAUGCCAGGACGAGGCGUGUCCGAGGAACGGCGCCGAAGGUCCCCAUCCUCCUCCUCC
Prorocentrum cordatum is the source of this 1049-nucleotide messenger RNA. Lineage: Eukaryota; Dinophyceae; Prorocentrales; Prorocentraceae. The record is from the annotation of a GenBank genome assembly.